Messenger RNA from Didymodactylos carnosus, 651 nucleotides. The record is from the annotation of a GenBank genome assembly. Lineage: Eukaryota; Metazoa; Rotifera; Eurotatoria; Philodinida; Philodinidae.
AUGCGUAAUGAUCGUCAACAGACGAUAUUGCAUGUUAUUGUAUUGCGUUCAUAUGCAUACGUUUGGGUUCGCCUAUUGUUGAUGCGUGAAUGCGAUCUAUCUGCUCAAGAUGUGGACGGGUAUACUGUCCUUCAUUACGUAUGUGAACGAGAUGACGUAGAAAUGUUGAAAGCUUUAACAGUUAAAAUUCAUUCAACAGUGCAAUAUUUGAAUCAGAAACAAUUGGAAAAAAUCGAUAAAAAUUGUCAGAAAGCAUUUCGAACGUCGAAUAAAUAUGGUAUUACUCCUUUUAUGCUGGCAUGUUUUAAAGAUGCCAAGAAAUGUAUACAAUACUUUUAUGAACAACAUCAAGAAAUUUGUUAUGAACAAGUUAAUCAACAGGAUCGUUUUGGUGAUGUUUGUUUACAUUAUGCCGUAGCUAGAAACAAUAUUAAACUAGCAGAAUUCCUUUUCAAUCAGUGCUGUGCGAAUGUCAAUGGGGGUAAUAGUGAUGAUACUCGACUUCGUCCAAGUCCGUUAGACAUUGCCUUAUUUAACAAAAAUCAAUGUAUAACUGAUUUAUUGAAACAAUUCAAUGCUACAACAAAACUCAGAUUACAACGAAAUACAAACAACUACGAAAGUACGGAAAAAGCAACUAGUACUCUCUAA